AUGCCGGGAAGUUAUGCAGAGUAUAUUGAGGGCUUCCAUGCUCCCCGAGCAGGAAUAAUUGGACCACCUGGGCCACCUGGUCCUCCAGGACUUCCUGGACCGAAAGGAAAGAAGGGCGAACUGGGGUACCCGGGACCCCGAGGCGAACCCGGUCCGCCAGGACCCCUUGGCGAAAAAGGCCUACAGGGAGAGGAUGGUCCAAAGGGUGCUCGCGUAAGGACAUUUAUUCUCUCAGAAAAUGAACCAAAGGAACUAGUUUCAAUUAUCCACAUUAUACUAAUGCAAGAAUCCUUUGAUGUAGAGCUAUGCGAAGAUAAGUCCUGA
Messenger RNA from Dibothriocephalus latus, 324 nucleotides. NCBI's taxonomy places the organism in Eukaryota, Metazoa, Platyhelminthes, Cestoda, Diphyllobothriidea, Diphyllobothriidae. The record is from the annotation of a GenBank genome assembly.